CAGCCGAUGGCCUCCAACCGGGCGCUGCGCCACCCGACGCCGCCCCAACGCCCGCUACACUCGGUGGCUCCGCGUCAGAAACAUGUGCACUUCGUGUGUACUCCUCCUGACUCACCGUCCACGACGCCAAAGGUGUUUGCCGUGCGGAUGGCAUCCGCAAGCACCCCGAUGUGGGGCUCCCCCGUCAAGGCCUGCAGCGUGGCGGCGGCCCCAGAGGAGCCAAGCCGCCCUUUCUUUGACGGGCUGCAACCGCUCGCGUACACGGGUGCGGCUCUCGGGAUCGUCCCGGUCUCCUUCCGGCCCCUGCGGUUGAGCUUCCACCCGCUCCGCUCCACGCUGCUGUACGCGCUGCUGGUGCAAUCGUUCACCUGGUGGGAAUUGUUCUACGUCAUGACGCCUUGGAGAAAUGGACAGCCCACCGCGCAGGACAAAUUUCCUAAUAACAAGGGGUUUUUAGCAGUCGUGAGCUGCUUCGAGAGCGUGCACACCACGGUGCACCUCACUGGCUCCGUGAUCGUGCUCGUGUUCUGGGCGGAGGUCCACAAAGUCCACAAGAUCCGCUCCUCGUGCGGCAACCUCCUGGUGGACUUCGGCUACGUGCUGUGGGGCAGACCAAAGCAGCCAGGUCCCCGUCGGAGACCACAGCAUGGCCUCGUGUGGAUCACCACGAUGGCGCUGUGGGUCAUGCCGGGGGCGAUGGUCAUCCUGUGGAGUGAGUACGUCGAGACAGGGGUGGAGCCCAAGAACGCAUUGGCGCACAGCUUAAUCAACGCCCAGCUGGGGUUCGGCAUGAUCGUGCUCUCCCUCUGCUUCCUGCGGCUCCAUAGCUUCGCCACCGGCCUGCUCAGCGAGCUGCGACAGGCGAGUCUGCAUGUCAGCUUGAAAAUCGGCAGCAGGGCAGGGCCGCUCAUGGUUUAUUUUGUUCUGUUUUUGCGAUUAUUUUUAGACAGUUCCCAAGACAGGCUUUAUUUUAUGACUUCAAAUUAUCAGCAGAGCGAUGCAGAUGGGUUGACCAAAAGAUUUGCAUGUCCUCAGAAAAUCGAACAAUAGCAUUCCUACUCACUUAACAGUUUGACAAGAUCAAUAGAAAAACAAUGGUGGAAAUCAACGCCCUUUUUGGAGUGUUAAUGACUUUCGUGCCUUUACAGGGGCAGUGAAAGAUUCGCAACCCUGUAAAGACACGAAAAUGCCCCAUAGGUGCCAAAUUCAGUGCCCUUGUAGACUUUUGUCCCAUUCAAAAGACAUUAAAAUUUAGUACUUUUGAAAGGCACCAAGUCCUAUGUUUUUCCAUUAUGUCCGCAGUCCAUUGUUGUAACGUAAACCCACUGUUGCAACAAGUGGGGAAUUUUGUCCCACUACCAGUGGGACUGUCCUGUUAGAUCUUGUCUGAGAGUGCCGGUGUGUGCAGGACCUAGCGGACCCAAGUCUGACACCAGAGCGCGUGCUUGAGUAUCGGCGCACCUGGACGCUCCUGGCCGACUUGAACGGUGGCUUUAUCGUCACGCCCAUCUCCGUGCUGCUCCAGACGGUCAUGCUCAUUUUCCUGGUCACUCUACACUCGUACGAGGGCGUGGAGUGUUUACUUGCUGACAACCUGAAGGUAGGGCUCAUUAUUUGGGUUGUCGGCGUGCCGUUCCCUAUCCUGCUGUUCGCCUUAUGUGAGGUCCCGCACCGGUCAGCAGACGUGAUUCGUCGCCAAUUUGAGGGAGUUCUACAGAUGUCGAACUGUCGUUACGGAAACGAUAAGACCUUUGAAGAGGUCCAUAGAUUUCUGGAGGUUGUUUGGUGGAGUAGUCCAGAAACGACAAUCGGCGGAUAUUUCGAACUUAAAAGGAGUACCUUCAGAGCGAUUGUCGCAAUGAUUGUGACUUAUGGCCUUGUCCUUCUUCAGUUUAAUUCCAGCGGUCACUCAACAGACCCCAACAUAUUCAACGGUAACUUAAGCACGCAGGGUUGAGUCCUGUGCAAAUCGAACGAAGAGACAAUCUCACCCUUGGAUUUUCAGAGUGAAGUUUUGGAAGUGGUAGGAACGAUUACUAUCAAGGAAAAGAAGACUUCGUAGAUGUUGCUAAACGAAAAGACUGAGUGCUUUAUAAAUCAAACGUGGUUCCUAGUAUUUCAAAUAGUGGUACGUGGUACACAGGACAGGUAUAAGUCUUCCCAUAAGACUUACAACAGGUGCUUUAGGCGUGAUUGGAAAUUGAUUGCACCGACAAGAAUUGGAGAAAGAUUGGAUCAAGGACUGUAGAAAGUGUGGCAGCCUGUGGCCCGGGGGAGCGGGCAAGGAAUAGGUUAUUGGUUGGAAACACGGGCGCGGCGAGCGUCCUGCGAAAAUAAAGACUCGCGGCCCGGCCUUUGGGAGAGGGAAAGAGGAGCGGCCCAAAGUCAACAGAAUAAAAAGGGGAAAGAGAA
This is a messenger RNA of Frankliniella occidentalis (western flower thrips), 2412 nucleotides long. RefSeq names its product gustatory and odorant receptor 24-like. Gene Ontology annotation, biological process: sensory perception of taste. Lineage: Eukaryota; Metazoa; Arthropoda; Insecta; Thysanoptera; Thripidae. The transcript has 8 exons. The record is from RefSeq and is a predicted model, not a curated record. The coding region runs from base 1532 to 1957 and encodes 141 amino acids. Gene Ontology annotation, cellular component: membrane.